CACCGGGGAGCAGAUUUGGUUGCAGAUCAAUGAGCCAACUCCACAGGACAAAGGCAAAUACACAAUGGAACUCUUUGAUGGUAAAACAGGGCACAAAAAGACAGUGGAUCUUUCUGGACAAGCAUUUGAUGAAGCCUUUGCUGAGUUCCAGAGAUUAAAGCAAGCUGCGAUUGCAGAGAAAAAUCGCGCUCGGGUACUUGGAGGUUUGCCCGAUGUUGUCACCAUCCAGGAGGGCAAGGCACUCAAUCUUUCUUGCACUGUUUGGGGAGAUCCUGCCCCAGAGGUCUCAUGGCUGAAGAAUGAAAAAUCAUUUGUGUCAGAUGCUAAUUGCAUCCUGAAAUUUGAAUCUGGAAAAAAUGUCAGCUUUACCAUUUCUGCUGUAUCCACACACGACUCCGGGAAAUACAGCAUCGUGGUGAAGAACAAGUACGGCACAGAGACCAGCGAUGUCACUGUAAGUGUAUACAUACCUGAGGAAGAGAGAGAGCCUGAGCAAGAGAAACAGAAAGAAGAUAAGAAAACGAAAGCAUGAAUUUAAGACAAGGAAACAGAAGCAUGGGGGAGAUUUUGGAUGACAGGCUGACAUAAUCUGUGUGUGUAAAUGGCUUUCUGCUUUAGCAGGCAGCCUUGGAUUUUUCCAUUCAUUUCACUUUUGCUUCUAAUACACUUAAUUCUGCCAGGGAAAACAGGGCCAUUCCUAAAUAUUUUCCUACUGCUGUCUUUACAUAACCUAGUUGUAUCAUCCUCAGCCAGGCCAAAUGCAUGCUGGAUGUAAAAACAGGUCUGCCAUUUGACCCUCUUCCUGGAGCAUUUGACCCUACAACAAAAAUGGAAAGGCAGAAGAAUCAUUUCAGUGGAAGCAAAUGAUGAGGUAGAUGGAAAGAUUAAAAAAUGAUUGAGGCAUUUUUGAGCAGCAGUUUAGAUUUGUUCCAACUUUGGUAAAGUAGCAUACAUGGAAUGU
Mesitornis unicolor (brown roatelo) is the source of this 961-nucleotide messenger RNA. Its product is annotated as myomesin-1-like. The transcript has 5 exons. The record is from RefSeq and is a predicted model, not a curated record. The coding region runs from base 65 to 532 and encodes 155 amino acids. Lineage: Eukaryota; Metazoa; Chordata; Aves; Mesitornithiformes; Mesitornithidae.